Spizellomyces punctatus DAOM BR117 is the source of this 1384-nucleotide messenger RNA. RefSeq lists its product as uncharacterized. Bases 116 to 1267 code for a protein of 383 amino acids. The transcript is spliced from 10 exons. NCBI's taxonomy places the organism in Eukaryota, Fungi, Chytridiomycota, Chytridiomycetes, Spizellomycetales, Spizellomycetaceae. Gene Ontology annotation, biological process: double-strand break repair. Gene Ontology annotation, cellular component: BRCA1-A complex; BRISC complex. The record is from RefSeq and is a predicted model, not a curated record.
GCAAUCACCUAAAGAUUGAAUUUCCAACACGUGUUCCGGCUCUCAGCACGACCUUUACCCUUGGUUUGAGCAACCAAUACCUCCCUUUUGUUUGUCCGAAGCCCCAUGCCCGAGGAUGCUCCGGUCCCUACAUCCCAAAUUGCGUCCACUAGCAGAACCGCUGCUGAAUGCACGCGAUUUGUAUGAACUUAAAACUGCCAGACCUUCUACUUAUAAAAACCGAUCGGAAGGAGAAUGUACGCGAUUUGAUGUGGGAGUGAAGUGCGUCGGAGAAGUGCGGUUUCAAUGUACUGUCAUAUUCGAUCUGGGUGACUUGGAAUUUCCACCCGACCUUGUCUGCGAAGACUUCCCGCUCAAGUAUGGCGAUAUUAGACCUCUCAUCGAAUGGCGAUCUGGCGAUAGAAACGCUCUAUGGAAGACCUUUGAUGAAAUCGGAAAAUUGUAUCAGCACUACCAAAGACAGAGAAUCACGGAGCUAGGAAUUGAAAGGAUACAGUUUGACUUGAGUAGCUUUGACCAUCAGAAAGACCUUCAGUGCUUCAUGACAGCCCCUGAGUGGAUGUCAACCGACGCAACCAUAUAUAUAUACAUGCCCGUACGCGUUGAUGACAAGGAUGAAUCAAAUCUUCUGCUUUUGGAUAUCAACGAGAGCUCUGUUCUCGUAGCACGGCUGACUGUGAUGUUCCAUGUGUAUGAAGGAGAGGUGAAGCAAAUCGAAAAGCAGAUACAGCUUCCCCCGCAGUGGAAAGAUAUAUACGUCCCGAAGAUACCUGAUUAUCCUCUCGAUGCGACGUUGUUCGAUUAUAUGCUUGAGGUGCAAAAGUACUUGGCAACUGUGCAUUCCAACGUCAUUCAGCGGAUCGACAGGAGACGGGAGUUUGUGGAGACCAUCGUAGCUACCUUCAGAAGUCAUAUACUUGAAUAUGACUCGAGAGAGUGGUUUUAUGCGUCUUUUUACUUUGAAAUUCCACCACCACAGACAUCGCCAUCGGAUUUGUCACCUGUGGAUCGCAAAAACAACUCUAGGGCUGUAGCAAAUGUUCAUCUGUCCCAGGAUUAUCCGGACAUUCCACCAGAGGUUUUCCUCCAGUCAGCGUCAAUGUUUGCAGAUGCAGACUCGUAUAUACCGGCAACUGUGCGCUUGAACGUCGACUUUGGACUGGUUGGGAUGUGGGGGUCGGAAAGGGUCUCGUGCGAGGAAGCAGUUGAACGAUUUCGUAAUGCGUUACUGGAGCAGAUACCCACUGCAUUCGCAUGCAUCCCAUGAGAACACGGUUCGCUUCAACGCGAGGGAAAAAUCCGUCGUUCGACUGGAAAUUCCUUUAAAGUUUCAACUACUUCAGACCUUUGAAAUAAAAUAAAUAACUGUUUAUUUUUGUCUGAA